Molecule: messenger RNA, 1473 nt
Organism: Fusarium tjaetaba
Lineage: Eukaryota; Fungi; Ascomycota; Sordariomycetes; Hypocreales; Nectriaceae
Product: pre-mRNA-splicing factor rse-1
Exons: 3
Coding region: 1-1473 (490 amino acids)
Biological process (GO): mRNA splicing, via spliceosome
Cellular component (GO): nucleus; U2 snRNP
Molecular function (GO): protein binding; U2 snRNA binding
Source: RefSeq, a predicted model, not a curated record
AUGGCCUUACUACCUCCGCACCGCACACCGUCAAGGCAGCAACAACACCAGCAGGCAUUGCCUACCGCCGUGAAUGAUUAUAUCUACUAUGGCCACUACAUCGAAUAUGUUUCUGUACUCUCUUUCGCUCCACCCUCCCACGGCGAUUUCACAGGCCAUCGUCGGUCAUUUCUCUGGGACCAAGGAGCAGCAAAUUCUCACGGUAUCUGGCUCAAUUCUGAGCCUCUGUCGUCCCGACCCGACCGAGGGCAAGGUAACGAGGUUGCGACAUCUGAGCUACCAGGGACAGUCUCUGGUGUCUGGGCCACGAAAUUGACGCGACAAGACAAGUGCGACGCAUAUAUCAUCUUGACCUCAUCCGAUAACACGUUCGUCAUGAGUGUCGGAGAUGAAGUCCAGCAAGUGAGUGAUUCCGGCUUUCUCACCUCUGUGACCACCCUCGCCGUACAGCAAAUCGGGGACGACGGGCUAGUACAAAUACACCCUAAAGGGAUACGACAUAUCCGUGCCGGGGAAAUCAACGAUUGGCCUAUCCCCCAACAUCGAAGUAUUGUUGCUGUUGCUACAAAUGAGCAACAGAUCGUAGUAGCGUUGAGCUCUGGGGAAGUUGUCUAUUUCGAAGUAGACAGAGAUGGAUCGCUUGCUGAGUACAACGACAAGAAAAGCUUGUCUAGCACAGUAACGUGUCUCAGCUUGGGGCCGGUCCCUGAAGGGCAGAUCCGAAGCCCCGUAUUGGCGGUAGGGUGCGAAGAUUGUACAGUUCGAAUCCUAAGCCUAGACCCAAAUUCCACUCUCGAGAGCAAGUCUAUACAAGUCCUGACUGCGGCACCCUCGUCGUUAAGCAUCAUAGCGAUGGAAGACCCCUUAUCCAGUAGCACAGGACUGUACCUGCACAUAGGCCUCAGCUCUGGCGUCUAUUUGCGAACCAGACUAGAUGAAAUCACAGGAGAGCUAUCAGACACGCAGACGAGAUUUCUGGGUCUCAUGGCUAUUAAGCUCUUCCAGGUCAGAGUCAAAGGGCAAAGCUGCGUUUUGGCCCUUAGCUCUAAACCUUGGCUGGGGUAUACCGACCCUAAAAGAGGAUUCACCAUGACGCCUCUUGAUUGCGAUGAGCUAGAGUCGGCAUGUAACUUUAGCAGUGAACAGUGCGAGGAGGGCGUCAUCCUGAUUGGCGCUAACUUCCUUCGCCGUACGGGCAGUCUCGCUCAUUGCGUUGCUAACCUAGCCUUUAGCAUAUUCUCCAUUGAGAAUCUAUCUGAUAACAUGGUCCGAAGAUCUCUACCUCUGACCUAUACACCCCGGCAUUUGGUUAAGCACCCUCACGAGCCUUACUUCUACACAAUCGAAGCGGAAAACAACGCGCUGAAUCCUGAACUGCGCACACAGCUACUGGCGGCAGCUAAAAGCCAAGCUAACGGAGAUACCAAACUACUCCCACCGGAUCCGUUUGGUUAUCCGCGUGGUCAUGGCUGA